AUGGCCUCCAGAUUGCUUCGACUGGCACAGGUCCAGUCCCGCUGCAUGGGUCCGCAGUCACCCCGGCUCGUUGCUUUAUGCGCCCGCAGCACAGCCCCGCAGGACACCCUCUUAAUCCACCGACGACACUCUGCUGCUGCCCUUCGCAAGUCCAUCUUCGACCCAUUCCAUCUGCUGGCCGCGGAACUCCGCCAAGUCAAGGAAAACGUGCAAGCUCUUGUGGACUCGGCUGAUCCGGACCUCGCCUCGAUCGCCAAAUACUACUUCGCCUCGGCGCGUCAGGGGAAACAUCUCCGCCCGCUUCUCAUCCUCUUGAUCUCCCAAGCCACCGCCAGCCCACCACCAAGCGAUUACCAGCCCCCUCAAUUCAACCAACCCAUCUCUCGCCCUGACAUCCUCGACGAUGACAAUCCCACCCAUCCGACCUCAUCUGAGCCGGUCGACCAACACACCCUUAUCCUACCUGCCCAGCGCAGACUGGCGGAGAUAACCGAGCUGCUCCAUGUGGCGUCUCUUUUGCACGACGACGUAAUUGAUGAAGCUGAGACGCGACGGGGACAGCCCUCUGCGCCACUGAAAUUUGGCAAGAAAAAGGCCGUCCUGGCAGGCGAUUUCCUGCUCGGCCGGGCCUCAAUAGCCGCUGCUCGACUCAGAAACUAUGAAGUGAACGCAUUGGUCGCAAGCACUCACACCGACAUCAUCCAAGGCGAACUCGUCCAGCUUGCUGCUGUCCUCAAUCACCCCUCCGAAUCCCUUUCCCCUUCACCCCCACCAUCAUCAGCCCUCAAAUCUAACAGCUUUCCAACCGCUUCUCGCUUCGAUCAUCGUCUGUUCGACUUUUACCAGCGCAGAAACUACCUCAAGGCCGCCGCCUAUAUCGCUAAAUUCUGCCAAGCUGCUGUCAUUUUGUCGCCCUCAGCAAGUCAGGAGCCAGCCCUAGUUAAAGCAAGUUUUGAAUUCGGAAAACAUUUGGGUCUGGCUUUCCAAGUCGUCGAUGAUGCAUUAAAUUGCACGAGCUCUGCAGAAUCGUUUGGCAAGGCCGGCGACUUCUCUGAUCUUAAGACUGGAGUCAUCACUGCUCCCGGUCUGUUUGCCUGGAAAAAAUUCGACUCGGAGUUCGGAGAACUGUUCGACAGAAAAUUUUCCUGCGAUGGAGACCUUGAUCUAGCUAAAAAGAUGAUUGAAGAGUCUGAUGCAAUCAACCAAUCGUAUCAAUUAGCCAGCCAUCACAUUGAUAUCAGUAGAUCACAAUUGUCCCAUUUCAAGGACUCGCCAGCCAAGCAAGGGUUGAAUGAAAUAUGCAACAUAGUGCUUACAAGGAGUUAUUGA
Molecule: messenger RNA, 1329 nt
Organism: Puccinia triticina
Lineage: Eukaryota; Fungi; Basidiomycota; Pucciniomycetes; Pucciniales; Pucciniaceae
Exons: 3
Coding region: 1-1329 (442 amino acids)
Biological process (GO): ubiquinone biosynthetic process; isoprenoid biosynthetic process
Cellular component (GO): transferase complex
Molecular function (GO): prenyltransferase activity
Source: RefSeq, a predicted model, not a curated record